AUGGGUGUUGGCCAGACAUUUGAUGAUGCAAUUGUAUUCAGAAAAGCACUAUAUAAAUACAGCCUUGCUCAUAGGUUUGGUUACAUAUUUGUGAGAAAUAACCCUAAGAAGAUGAUUGUCAAAUGCAAUAUUGAUGGUUGUAAAUGGAAGAUAUCAGCUUAUGCUCUUGGGAAGACAACCUCUAUAUUGUGUGUGAAAAAAUUCCACAAUGAACACAUGCACUCUGCACAAGACAACCUCUUAUUAAAGCAAAAGGCUAACUCAAGAUUGACAUCAUCAAUCAUCAUUGAUGCUGUGAGGGGGAAUGUGGAGAAAACUUCAAAUGAGAUUAGACAAGACCUCUACAAAGAGUAUGGGUUAAAUCUCACAUAUCGACAAGCUUUGAGGGGAAAAGAUAGAGCAUUGGAGGAAAUACAUGGGCUUCCACAACAGUCAUACAUGUUGAUUCCAUGGCUUUGUGAGAAAUUAAAGGAGACGGACCUAGACACAGUUGUAAAGUGGGUGCCUCGACAAAUUAUAGAUUUGAUAGACUUUUUAUUGCAUAUGGAUGCUGCAUCAAAGGGUUUCUCUAAGGGAAUUUUACUAUUAGCUUCUGCAAUUGAUGCAAAUAAUGACUUAUUUCCUUUGGCUUAUGCAAUAGUGGGUGGAGAAACAUAUGAUAAUUGGGCUUGGUUUCUUGAAAAUGUGAAAGAGAUCACACACCAAGUUCAAUUGACCAUUGUGUCAGAUAGGCAUAAUGCUAUUGUUGGUGCAAUGCGUGCAAUAUUUGAUGGCAAUCGACAUGCUUUUUGUUAUCGUCAUGUCAAAGAAAAUUACAGCUCAGAAUUUACAAAAAUUAAUAGAGGUAUACGAAGGAUUGAUGGGAUGACCAAGGAAGAUGCACUUAAGUUGUUGGAUAAUAUUGCAUAUGCAAGGUUGGAAAAAGAAUUUCAUGUUGUUAUGGGUCAUUUGAUAUUUUUCUCCCCACAGUUGGCAAGAUGGUUAGAAAUAAAUGAGGACAUAAAUUGUUGGGCGUUAGCAAGAUUUCCAUACAAAAGAUGGGAUAAUAUAACAUCAAACCAUGCUGAAUCUUUUAAUGCUUGGUUAGUGAAAGAGAGAAAACAUCAUAUAUGUGCGUUGAUAAAUAAGCAUCGAGCAAAAUUAGCGAGGAAGCUAUACAAUAGCAAAAUAGAAAUGGCGAAUUGGUCAAACGGAGUUGGAUCAUGUGUUGAGGCAAAAUUGAGGGAGAAUGCAUUGAGAGCUGAAGUUAUGGUGGCUGAACAUUAUAGUGUGAAUAUGAUAUUAGUGAAGGUAGGAAACAAUGACUUGAGAGUGAAUCUAACAUUGCGAGAAUGCUCUUGUCAAGAAUGGCAAAUGGUAGGAAUUCUUUGUGCACAUGCAUGUGCAGCAAUAAAAUUAGUUCAGGGUAAUGUGUAUUCAUAUGUUGAAGAAUGCUACACUAUUCGUGCACAAGAAAAAAUUUACAGCUCCACAAUGAUUCCGAUGGAAACCAUUGACAUGCCUCAGUUGACCGAGUUACAUUAUGAAGAUUAUGAAAAGAAUAUCUUUUUGGAACCACCACUGACUACACGUCCCCCAGGGCAACCACCUACCAAGCGAAGAGAGUCACAGUUUCAGAAUAAAAAAGUGUAUUAUUGCUCAAGAUGUAAUCAAGCUGGACAUACCAAGAAUAGAUGUAGGAAUCCCAAUCCAAUGUAG
Prosopis cineraria is the source of this 1698-nucleotide messenger RNA. RefSeq lists its product as uncharacterized. The coding region runs from base 1 to 1698 and encodes 565 amino acids. Gene Ontology annotation, molecular function: zinc ion binding. The transcript is spliced from 2 exons. NCBI's taxonomy places the organism in Eukaryota, Viridiplantae, Streptophyta, Magnoliopsida, Fabales, Fabaceae. The record is from RefSeq and is a predicted model, not a curated record.